GGAUAAGAAACCCUCGAUCUAGAUCUCUGCGCACAAGUCUUUGAGUAGAAUGUGUUCACGGGGAGAAGCUUUAUUUAAAGAACACUGUAUUAAUUGUCACACGACGGAGAAGGGUGGGCAACACAAGACUGGACCCAAUCUCUUUGGUGUCUUGGGACGUAAGACUGGCAAAUCUAAAGGAUUCAAAUACACUGAAGCGAAUGUUAACAAAGGAAUUACUUGGGAUGACGACACUUUGUCAUUAUUCUUGAAAAAUCCAUCAAAGUAUAUUCCCGGAACAAAAAUGGUUUUUUCUGGCUUGAGGGAUGAUACAGAGAGAGGAGAUCUUAUCAAUUAUUUGAAAUUAUCUACUUUGGAGUGACCUAUCUUUUAUUGCACUUUUAAAGAUAUCUAGAUUAAAUUUGAAGGCUGUUUCAUGAUUGGAAGUAAAUGUGUUUGCUGAUGUCGGUGCACAGCUUGCUGUAGCUUUCAAUAUACUAGUUGUUUGUAACAUAUAUAUGGUUUGAAAUCGAUGUUGAUGAGAU
This is a messenger RNA of Corticium candelabrum, 524 nucleotides long. Its product is annotated as cytochrome c, testis-specific-like. NCBI's taxonomy places the organism in Eukaryota, Metazoa, Porifera, Homoscleromorpha, Homosclerophorida, Plakinidae. The coding region runs from base 50 to 361 and encodes 103 amino acids. Gene Ontology annotation, biological process: mitochondrial electron transport, cytochrome c to oxygen; mitochondrial electron transport, ubiquinol to cytochrome c. Gene Ontology annotation, molecular function: electron transfer activity; heme binding. The record is from RefSeq and is a predicted model, not a curated record. Gene Ontology annotation, cellular component: mitochondrial intermembrane space. The transcript has 5 exons.